Messenger RNA from Morchella importuna, 1650 nucleotides. RefSeq lists its product as uncharacterized. The transcript has a single exon. Bases 1 to 1650 code for a protein of 549 amino acids. Lineage: Eukaryota; Fungi; Ascomycota; Pezizomycetes; Pezizales; Morchellaceae. The record is from RefSeq and is a predicted model, not a curated record.
AUGGCCCCUCCACCCACCCCCCAAGCCGGGCGCCACCGACACCGUCACCGACAACAGCACCACCACCACCACCACCACCACCACCACCACCACCACCACCCCAGCACCCCCCGGAACACAAACAUAGACAUAGACAUAGACUGCGCCCGCACCCGCCACACACAAGAAUGGUCCGCCAUCGCCGCCGAAGCCACCCGCGUCCUCCUCUGCAAGCGCCGUGCCUACUCCCUGAUCGAGCCGCUCACGCCGGCCACCACGCGUCGGAUCCGCAGCCGCAAGACCCACGAAGAGCCGCUUCUCUGGACGCUCGCCCACCGCUACAACCGCGCCGCCGUGCACACCCAUGGCCUCCAGCCGUCACUGCGCCUCUGGGAGAGCGGCAAUCUGGCGAUGCAGCUAGGCACGCCGUACUGGGGGCUGCGGCACAUCCUGCGGCGCCACCAGGCCAAUUUCGCUGCGUACGGGGUGGAGGAGAGCGAGGUGUGUGAGCUUGUGAGGUGGCAUAUGGUGAAUGGGAAGCCCGUGUUUGGGGAUCAGAGAUCGAGGUGGUAUGAGCUUGAACUUGGUGGGGAGGGAGGCAGGCCGGGAAGGGAGUAUCUGUGUGUGAUAUAUGCAGCGGGGAUGGGAGAGGAGCUGGGUACGGUGCUGAGUGCGUAUCCGGCGACGGAGAAGAGGCUGUAUGUGGAGCGGAGGAGAAAUCGGGGCCUCAAAAGGAUUCCGAAGGCGGGGAAGGUGACUUCGCCGGUGGUGGUAGGAUCGGAGGGUGCAUCGAAACCUACAUAUCCGCACGACCACGCAGAAAAGGAGCCAGAGACUCAGAUCUCGAGACUGGAAGAGGUCAAUGAUAUCCCGGGGACCAUGGCAAUCGCAACAAAGCCCAAACUGGGAAUGACAGAAACCACACAGGUGAACCUAGAGCUGACCCCUGAUCUAGCUAUAGAUCCUGCGCCCGCUAUCAUUACCCCAAAGCUCGAACUCACAGCCAUAAUGACCCCCGAGUUUGUAUCCACAACUGCAACCACCCCAGAGACUCCCAAGAAACGCUUCAAAAUAAAGCGCAUCUGGCACUCCUUCAGCACGCCCCAAAUCCGCCGCCUCUUCCUCACCAACGAGGAAGUCGACGCCCUCCCCGGCACAACCCAAGAACGCAGCCACCGCCGCCGCCUCGGAAAGUCCAUCCACGCCACCUUCUUCGCGCCUCCCCGCCACUCUCCCCGCAUCAUCGUCCCCUCUCUCUCCCCCACCCCCGAAACACCAGCCCGAGCGCCCCGAAUCCACCGAGACCCCGAAAUCCCCCCCAAAGAGCCGCCGAAGCUCGCCCACAGAGUCGCAGUACGCCCCUAUGCACCCGUCCCGCGCGUCCACCGCACCCACGCGCCGCCCUACCGGCCCCGCCCACGCAUCACAAAGUUCCUCAGUCGGCGCAAGAUCGUGCGUUGUAUCCGCGGGCGGCCGUUCGUGCGUGCUGACCGGCCGCGCGGGCUGCGGCGGCCGACGAGGAUGAGGGUGCGGGGGAGGGCAGUGAUGAGGAGGGAUAGGAGGAGAGAGAGGUGGUCGGUGACGAGGGGGACGCCGGGGGAUAUAUUGGCGGUGUUGGCAUCGCUGGUGAGGGCGCGGAGGGGGGGGGGGGAGUUGAUAGGAGGUGGGUAA